This is a messenger RNA of Gymnodraco acuticeps, 7549 nucleotides long. It is a transcript of the gene pard3aa, whose product is annotated as par-3 family cell polarity regulator alpha, a. Bases 223 to 4392 code for a protein of 1389 amino acids. Gene Ontology annotation, cellular component: apical plasma membrane; apical junction complex; adherens junction. NCBI's taxonomy places the organism in Eukaryota, Metazoa, Chordata, Actinopteri, Perciformes, Bathydraconidae. Gene Ontology annotation, biological process: establishment of cell polarity; establishment of centrosome localization; cell adhesion. Gene Ontology annotation, molecular function: protein binding; phosphatidylinositol binding. The record is from RefSeq and is a predicted model, not a curated record. The transcript has 25 exons.
CUGGAUUGUUGGGAACUUUGUGCAAGUGAGUCAACACGGCACACAGGGAGGACGCCACCCAGCCCCGCCGCUGGAUCUACUGCUGGGCUUCUCCUCGGAGGACACAAAGACAACUACUUUUCGACUUCUUAUCGACAACUGUGGAUCUAGUUUUCGCGCACCGGGGAUGUUUAUUGUCGUCUUUAAGCUGCUUUUUCCUCAUUGGAAUUAACGCAGCGGAAAAUGAAAGUGACGGUGUGUUUCGGGAGGACCCGGGUGGUCGUUCCGUGUGGAGAUGGGAAUAUAAAAGUCGAAAGCCUUAUCGAACAAGCGGCUAUGAGGUAUAAGAAGGCGAUCGCAAAGGACCCCAGCUACUGGGUCCAGGUACACAGGUUGGAGCAUGGAGAUGGAGGCAUUUUGGACCUGGAUGACAUGCUCUGCGAUGUGGUGGAUGACAAAGAUAGGCUGGUAGCUGUAUAUGAAGAGCAGGAUCCCCACAAUGGAGGGGAUGGUACCAGUGCCAGCUCCACCGGUACGCAGAGUCCCGAACCCUUCGUCAGUGGCAUGAGUUCGGCGUCGGCCUUUCAGCCCUACCAAACCACCAGUGAGAUCGAGGUCACCCCGUCCGCUCUGCGAUCCAGCAUGCCUCUCCAUGUCCGUCGCAGCAGUGAUCCCUCUCUGGCUGACCUAGUUCCAGGCGAAGUCCCGGUUGGUCCAGAGGAACCGUCCAGAAAGAACCCAGCACGAUGGUCCACCACGGUUGGUUUCCAAAAGCACAAGCACAAACCAAACGUAACCGCCGGCCCAGGCACAGGCAGUCUGGAACGAAAGGGUAGAGGAGGCAAUGCCUAUCGGAGUCUUCCUCGUGACACGAGUGGCUGGCCCACUCAGUUCCAGAGAGAAGUGACUCGAUCCUCCCUAAGCGCAAACCAUCCGAUGGUGGACAGAUGGCUUGACAGACAGGAACAGGAGGAGGAAGAGGCGGAGGAAGAAGAAGAGCGAAGGAGACAAGAAAGGAGGAUUGAACGCAUAGAGCCAGUAGGGAGGGCUGAUUCUUCUCUGGAACAUUCACCUGGGUUUAGUCUAGAAGGCCUGCUCAAGCCAGUCGAAGUGUCCAAUGGAGGAGGGCCCCUGGGGAUCCACGUAGUGCCGCUCAGUUCCCACGAUAUCAGGACGCAAGGCUUGCUGGUUAAGCGUCUGGAGCCAGGGGGAAAAGCCGAGCAGGAGCGACUCUUCCAGGAGAACGACUGUAUCGUCAAAAUCAACCAGGGAGACAUUCGCCACCUACGCUUUGAACAAGCCCAGAAUAUUUUCAAGCAGGCGAUGCGUGGCCAGGCUAUCCUCUUCCAUGUCGUCCCCGCGGCCUUCAAAAGACAUUACGAGAUACUGUUUAUCCAGAGCGAGCUCAGCCCGCCCCAUCCCAACAGAGUCCGCUUUAGCCAAGAUUCUCAACCGCCGAUGGACAGGUCCAGUCUUGUGGGGGGGAUGACACCCAGAACUGGACCACAACCAGGCUUCGACCAUGAGCACCCGGCGUCACUGGCAGGAAGCACCCCAGAGAUGAGCCGACGGUGCGCCACGUUACCGCACACCUUGGUCUCCAGGACCUCCUCUGUCCCCUCCCUCUCCCUGCAGCGCAGGGUGAGCACAAACCCGUCCGACAGCACCUACGUAAAGAACAAAGGACGCAGAUUCAACAUCCAGCUAAAGAAAGGUCCUGAGGGUCUUGGCUUCAGCAUCACAUCCAGGGACGUCCCCAUUGGUGGCAGCGCUCCCAUUUAUGUCAAAAACAUCCUUCCUCGGGGGGCCGCUAUCCAAGAUGGCCGAUUGAAAGCUGGAGACCGGCUGCUGGAGGUAAGUGGCGUGGAUCUGAAUGGAAAGAGCCAGGAAGAGGUGGUGGCCCUGCUCCGAGCCACGCCCAUGGGAGGGACUGUGAACCUGUUGGUGAUUCGCCCAGAGGACUCCCUGCUGCCCCGAGAAGUGCAGGCAGAAGAGGAGGACAUCGUGUUAACCCCUGAUGGUACACAGGAGUUCAUGACCUUUGAGAUCCCUCUAAGUGACUCUGGCUCAGCAGGCCUGGGGGUCAGCGUCAAGGGGAACCGGUCCAAGGAGAACCACGCUGACUUGGGCAUCUUUGUUAAAUCCAUAAUUAAUGGAGGUGCUGCUAGCAAGGAUGGCCGUCUACGAGUCAAUGACCAGCUCAUUGCAAUCAAUGGGGAGUCGCUGCAUGGUAUGACCAACCAGGACGCCAUGGAAACCCUGCGCACAUCCAUGUCUGUUGAGGGCAACAUACGAGGGAUGAUUCAGCUCAUCGUGGCCCGGCAUGUGUCCAAAAACAAUGAGGAAGCCCCCGGAAGCCCUCCAGUUUUAAUGAAUCCUGUGAACCCUCUACUGGACAACCAUGAGCGCCGGAUUUCAAACUCCCUGUAUGAAAGCAUUGACAGCUUGGAAAACCACACUAAACCGCAGGCUAAUACAAUCGGACGCAUUGGUAACCACCAGCUGUCUCCGACAGUGAACAUGCCGCAGGACGACAUAGUGAUGAUCGAAGACGAUAGGCCGCCCCUGCUUCCUGCCCAUCUUUCCGACCAAUCAUCCUCCAGUUCCCACGAUGACAUGGGCUUUGUGGGAGAGAACCCGGUGACCUGGCUCCACGAGCUGCCCGGUCAGGAUGAAUGCUCACUCAGUCCAGACGCAAACCCUGACGCAUCGUUCCAGAGGGAGGGCUUCGGACGCCAGAGUAUGUCUGAAAAACGCAUCAAACAGUUUGAGAAUGCUGCUGAGUUGGAGAUCGUCAAGACGCGCAAGUCCAAGAGUAUGGAUCUAGUAGCAGAUGAGAUUAACUGCAGCACAAGAACAAAUGAAGGUUCUAAAGAACAAGAUGUGGGACCAUCGCUGGGCCUGAAAAAGUCAAGUUCCCUGGAAAGCCUCCAGACGGCUGUUGCUGAGGUGACGCAGAACGGUGAGAUCAAAGUCAACAGGCCCCGCUCACGGAUCCUCAGGGGCCGCGGCUGCAACGAGAGCUUCAGAGCUGCCAUUGACAAAUCAUACGAGAAACCUGGUACCACAACACCAGAGGAAGAAAACAGCAUGGAGACAUUGGACGAGGACACGGAGGAAAGCUCCAGAUCAGGUCGUGAGUCGAUGUCCACCAGCAGCGACCUCAAUUUGGGACCAGGGAUGAACGGCAACCUUUCCAAAGAUGACAGACAGAAAGACAAGGUUGGAGGCAAGGAAAAGAAAAAACCUGAACGGGAUAAAGAGAGGGAGAGAGACAAGGACAAGAGCAAAGCCAAGAAAGGCGUGCUGAAGGGCCUGGGCGAGAUGUUCAGGUUUGGAAAACAGCGACCAGGAGACAAGAUGGAGAGGAAGGGCUCCAGUAAAUCUAAAGCUGAGGACAUGCAGGCGUCAGAGGACGAGACCCAGCGGAUGAGGCUGGAACAAGAGAGAAUACAGGCCAAAAAGCUGGAGCUUCGUGAAAGGCAGGAGAAAGAGAGGGAAUAUGCUGAGAUCCAAGAUGUUGUUGGCGGUACCUUCAGCUCAGAUGAAGAGCCCACCUACGCUGGCAUCGGAUCUUUAGACUCGUCGAUGGAUAGCAGCAGCAUGGACCCUUACAACCACCACUACCAUCUCCCGCAGAGUCCCCUGAGUCCUCCCCUUCCCAUCAGCCAUCAGGAAAAUGGGCCACCCUUGGAGGCUCUGUAUGCCCAGGUCAACAAGCCGCGCAAUGGACGCCCUGCAGCUCCAGACAGCAGCCAGAUGGCUCCCAGUAAUCACGACCGGAUAGUGAGGCUGAGGAACGAGUUCCAGCAUGCCAGGCACGAGGACGAUGUGGACGACCACAGGCACACCUACAGCUUCAACCAGUCCUGGUCGAGCAAUGGGACGGAACCACUGAGCGGAUGCCAUUCAGUAAACGUUGACUCGCAGCAGCCGCAAGAAGAUGAUUUCCAACAAGCACAGAGACAGUUCAGCUCCCUGCCACGGCCACCCCAUAAGACCCCCAGCACGGAGUCCCAGGACUCAUGGGACAAGGUGUACAUGCCUGAAGAUGGAUUGCAGCCAUCCAAGGAGAACCCUCGCCACCUUUCCAGCCAGGGGUCACGUAACGGAUACCUGGGGACGUCCAACUUCAAUGCUCGUGCCCUCUUAGAGACUCAGGAGCUGCUGAGGCAGGAGCAGAGGCGCAGAGAGCAGGAAGCCAAGUCCAGGCCUGCCUCCAUGCAGGAGACCCCCAGCAGCAUCGCCUACGACCACAGCAGAGAACACACUCAGGCCCCUGGCCCCGCCCCGAUGCAGGCCGCUCCUCAGACCAAGGGCCCCUACAGACAGGACGUACCCCCGUCGCCCUCUCAGCUCGCCAAGCUCAGCAGGCUGCAGGGCUCAGAGAAAGGGAGGCUGUUCUACUCUUGAGACAGUGACACGGUGGGACUUUUGGGAGAUUAAGUGUCUUCUUUUUGUAUGAACAUGCUGAGAAACAAAGAUUUUGAUGGGACUGUUGAUAGGAAAUGUUCAUAUUUAAAAAGGAUGUUUUUAAUGAUACGAACCAUUAUCCUUUUAAGCUGUCAAAAGAAAUGAAUUGCUACGUUUUACUGUCAUCUAACUAUGUGCAUAAGUGCCUUCUCGUCAAUCGAUUGUUCCCCUUUCGCCGGCAUCAGCCCCAUUUCUAUGGCUCAUGAUCUGCAGAUUUGACCCAUCCAUCUGAAAGAUUCAGUAGAGCAGACACCGCGGCAGAAGGCAAUUGGUUUGGGCCAUCGUGACAGCAGUGUGUCCCAAACAUAAUAACCCCGAGCACGAGACAUGUUUUUGCACCCCUCCCCGUGCUGGCGGGGGUCUUAGUCGAUACAUCACUUGUGUGAAUGAGGCUGGUUUUUUCAGGUCACUUCGACGAGCACAGCUUCUGCGUGUAAAGUGUGUGUGAGAGCGCUGGCUGGGGUCUGCAUGUGGUGACAGAGUGUGGAUGUUAAGCAGCUUGUGUGAGAGUCAGAGCUUGGGGUUAGGGCAUGACCCCCACCUCAGUUCAGAGAAAUGUCCCCUUUGGUUUCAGAUGCGACACUUACCCAGACUGCGUAUCCUCCUUUCAACCCCCUCUCGUAUUCAAUAUGAUAAUCCUGGAUUCUCCUCCUCUGCUGGCUGCUUUAUCUCAGUGUCUUCUCCUUCACAUUGUCACCAAACGUUCUCUCAGAGGAGGGAACAGCUUUAAAUCCCCCUUACUCCUACCCUGUCCUGCCCACCCAGGGAAACCAGUAGUGUGAGUGGGGUCGGGUCUGGGUUAUUAAUUAAUGUACCUCAUUAAAAAUGAAUGGCCCCCCUUUGUGUAUGUUUAUGUUGUCAUGUAUGUCGAGAUAAAGAAACAGGGACCUUGCCAGUGUAACCGAAACCUUUAGGUGUCUGAGUUGUUCCUCGCUGAAUAUUUCAUCAGCGCGGUUACAGAGCGAACCACAGCGCACUGCAGUAAGUGGCCUCAGAGCCAUCUGCACCGUACAAUGGAGCUGAUUUUGUUUUCUUUUCAUGAUUAUGUCCAUUGGUAGAAAACCAUGUUGGGGCCUUUCUGUGGUUGAAUCAAUAAUUAGUGGUGUGUGAGUGUGUUUGAUACUGUGUUUGUGAAUGGGUGUGUGUGUGUUUGUAUUUCCAUCCCUGUAAGAACAAGCUUUGGUUGUCAGAUUGAGAUUUUUUGCAAUGUGAGGAUGUUUCCUAAAACAAAGGUUCCUUUUGAGUUACAGUUAGGUUUAGUUAAGGUUAAGAUAAGAUGUAAAAUUGAUUAUUGAUUAACCCUGACUAGGCUUUUUAACAUAUUUGUUGGGUCAUUUCUUCAGUACACGUACAUGCACUUAGGAAACCAUGUAACACAGCUAACUGUAAAAUGUGGUUUCCUUAGAAACCCUGGUUCCUGUAGUAAUCUGGUAACAGCAGGUCAGUAAUCAGAUGUAUUCCCUGCCCCUGACAUCAUUCCUAAACAUAGCAUACUUUUUGUUAACUGUUCUAGUAAUGAUGCUUUUUGAUGAAUGUGAUUCUGUUUUACAAAUCCAUCAAUGUUUAGCCAUAGAAACCGAGAUCAAGAGGCUACUUAGUGUCAGUUUUAGUUGGGAAACAAUCAUGUUGACUACGAAUGCAUUUCCACAUGUAAUGAUCUCUCCCUCUGCACAGCUGUCCCUGCUCUUCUCUCUGUCUGAAGUCUUUGUCAUGCAAAUGCACACAUAGCCAAGAAAUCUGGCUUUUCCAGGAGAAAUCUGGCUUUGUAAAUCAGGUUUCUGUAAUCCCUCUUCCCAGAUUACAAAAAACGGGUUUCUGGUUUACAUUAUGAUCAUAAAAUCACCGGAAAAUACAACUGUUACCUGGCCUCUUACAGUAAGUGCAUGUUAACAAACAAUAGGAACAGGAAGUUACGAACUAUGCAAGGCCAUAUUUGAAAGACCCAUUGAAUUUGUACAUCUAGAAGUUAGAGUUCAUGGUUUCUAUGAACCAUGCGAUGGGUAGUAUAGGUAGGAAUCUAAAGUUAUUGCCCUAAAGGGUCUAUGGGUCUCACAAGUAGAGUGUUCUUAAUUAUAUAAUUGAUGUAGAAAACAGUACUAUCAUGUCGGUCUCCCAAUGUUCUAGUGUGUGUGGGUGGACAUGUGUUUAAGUGUCUGUAAACGCUGCCAGUAACUAGAUGCUCCAAUAUGUCUAUGAAUAUGUCUUGGCAGCCAUAUGAACCACUUGGCUGCUGAGUGGGAGAAGAGCAGAGCAGAGGAGUAGGAGGGAGAGAAGAUAGGAGGACCUGACCCCGCAGAUGAUUCAGUCAAUGGAGUAAUCACAGAUAUUCCUUGGAGUCUGCGGUACAAACAGGAGGUUACCCACCAGGCCACGCUCACUUUAGCUGUCUUUUCUUCUCCUCGUUCAUCUCUCCGUCUGUUUCAGAUGUUUCUUUUUCCACUGCAGAAUUGUGUGUGUGUGUGUGUGUGUGUGUGUGUGUGUGUGUGUUUGUGUGUGUGUUGUGGUGUGUGUGUGUGUGUGUGUGUGUGUGGUGUGUGUGUGUGUGUGUGUGUGUGUGUGUGUGGGUGUGUGUGUGUGUGUGUGUGUGUGUGUGUGUGUGUGUGUGUGUGUGUGUGUGUGUGUGUGUGUGUGUGUGUGUGAGAGGAGGUCCAACACUAUAGAAGCUGUAAUAACUGAUGUUUUACAUGUCUCCAUUAUGAACUGGGGAGGGGUUCAAGUGCCUGUGAUAUCUAAUGAGGUUUUUUUUCUCUCAUAUGCAAAUGUAAUAAUAUCCCAUAAUGCACGUUUAUUAUUUCUGUUGUGUAAUUAAUGUUUGUGCGCCGCCUCUGUGACAUAUGGAUUCUUCCCAUAAAGAUAUUGUUUCGGGGAUUUUCUUUUUCAUCCUGGGAGAAAUUAGAAACAUAUUGUUAUUGUUUCAUUGUGUUUUUUUAUGACCAUCCUUCAUUGUCUUUUAUUAUCCACAAUAUGGUACUAUGGUGGUAACAAAUGAUUUAGAUGUAAGCACAGUGCAAUUUUCCUUUUUACAUCGGUGUAUCAUUAAGAACUGUUUUUGCCAUUCUCUGUACAUACAAUAUAAAAUUCUUUUUCAGUGAAUAAA